Messenger RNA from Paraphaeosphaeria sporulosa, 1346 nucleotides. RefSeq names its product chord-domain-containing protein. NCBI's taxonomy places the organism in Eukaryota, Fungi, Ascomycota, Dothideomycetes, Pleosporales, Didymosphaeriaceae. The transcript is spliced from 3 exons. Bases 103 to 1053 code for a protein of 316 amino acids. The record is from RefSeq and is a predicted model, not a curated record.
GCGCAACACACAGUCCACCCGAUUGCGCUUCUGAAAAGCUUAUUAUUCGCUCGUUGCUCUUACCUGUCGGCGCAGCAUUGUUUCCGAAACCAAAUCGCAAUCAUGGCGAAGAAGUGCGUUCAUAAGGGCUGCGGCAAGACGUACGAGAAUGAGAGCGAAGAGUGCCUGUAUCACCCCGGCCCGCCGGUCUUCCACGAGGGGCAGAAGGGCUGGAAAUGCUGCAAACCCCGCGUUCUCACCUUCGACGAGUUCCUUACCAUCCCACCCUGCACAACGGGCACCCACUCAGACGUAGACGAAACGCCCGCCCCCGAACCUACACAAGCGCCCGAUGUCCCCUCAAACACGCAAGUCGACCUCGGCAGCCUCCAAGAAUCUCUCCCCGCACCCGUACCCCGCGUACCCACCGCGCAGUCCGCACCACCACAGCCCGCUGCCUCGCCAAAACCGCCGGAGGAGUCAGAAGACGAUGACCCCAGUUUAGAGGUCAAGCAGGGAAUGACAUGUAGACGGAAGGGCUGUGGACAGAAGUUCAAGGGCGGCAAUCGCGAGGGAGAGACCUGCGUGCAUCAUCCUGGAGCGCCGAUAUUCCAUGAGGGAAGCAAGGGCUGGAGCUGCUGCAAGAGGCGGGUGCUUGAGUUUGAUCAAUUCAUGAACAUUGAGGGGUGCAAGACCAAGAACAGGCAUCUAUUCGUAGGAACCGGAAAGAAGGGUGGAGAGGAGAAGGUCGAGAGCGUGAGGAGCGACUUCUACCAGACAGGCACCUCAGUCAUCGCCUCGCUCUACCUUAAGAAGAUCGACAAGGAGUCCGCAAAAGUAGUCUUCCACGCCGACCACGUCGACCUCGAUCUAUGCACAUCGGACAGCAAGCGCUACGCAACAGAGUUUCCGCUCUUCGGCACUAUCAAACCCGAAGAUAGCAAACACAGGAUCCUAGGUACGAAGCUGGAGUUGACGCUGGUUAAGGCAGAUGGCGCGGCGUGGCCUGUCCUGCGCUCGGAUGAUAAGCUCACAGGCGAGAUGAUACAAGUUGGCAGGGCGGGUCGUGUAUAGGAUACCCGGACUGUACUAGGUGUCCUUCAUGGUGUUGGGAUGAGGAUAGCGCAUGGGGGUUUGAUACGGCUGACGACGAAAUCGACGAUAACGAAGGCGAUGAUUCCAUUUGUAAGUAUGGCACUGGCAAUCGCUAUCAUAAGGGCUUAUGAGAGGUUGAGAUGAUAGCGGAGCAUGCCUAUGAGAACAUGGGUAGAUAGGGCCGGGCUACAUUCAGUCACGGUAUCCAACAAAACCAACGUACAAACGAUGGCUUUGUACUUUCUCAUGUUCUGAUUGUCAGUGACCGACGC